Botrytis deweyae is the source of this 1950-nucleotide messenger RNA. RefSeq lists its product as uncharacterized. The transcript has a single exon. NCBI's taxonomy places the organism in Eukaryota, Fungi, Ascomycota, Leotiomycetes, Helotiales, Sclerotiniaceae. Bases 1 to 1950 code for a protein of 649 amino acids. The record is from RefSeq and is a predicted model, not a curated record.
AUGAGUUUCGAAGCCACUGAAAGUCCAGAAUGCAGCAUUAACACCACAAUCCCUGACCAAGAGACAACCGGCGAACCCAUGAUGAGCGACCAACAGGAGUCUCUUCAAUCUGAAGUCUCUCAAGAUAUUGAAACGGACAGCAAUUUUGUGACUACACAGGUCACGGCUCACCCACCUGCUUCAACACUGUGCGGUAUCCCGGCAGCUUUGAGUAUCCAGCUUUCUCAGAUGUUCACAGGAGAUCACCUGAUGGAGGUCCACAAUUUAAUUCAGGCUCAUCUUCCGACAGCAAUUGGUGAUCCAGCAGUACCUGUCGACGGUUGUCCUUUACUCGAAUUGAUUCCUAUAGAGUGCCGGAAGCAAAUCUGGGAAUGCCUACUUUACAACCCUCUUCUCGGUGAAAGCUUUGCGACAAACGAAGAUAAUAGUGUCGUAUUCGAACUUUCCCCGGCAAUUCUGAGAGUCAAUAAACAGACAUAUAAUGAGGGGAUGGAUAUUCUCUACGGACGCAACAGAUUUCUGGUCCAGUGUGUCCCGCAUCACCCUAUUUUUUUUGACACUGAUAUUUUCGCUCGCUGUGCUUUGACCAGGUACCAACAGAUUGGUCGUAUCAACACAGCUGUAGAAGUAGAUGACGACAUCAUUCCAGCAGCAAAAUACGUCCAACAUUGGAAGAUUGUUCUGAGUGCCACAGUGCACAGGUCAUAUGCAUGGAAUGGUCUUGCAUCGAUUUGCCGCAAUAUCUACAUGGCGGAUAUACAGUCGAUCGAAGUUUUGAUCAUUCCCCGAGGUGUCGAAAGUGGCUGGGAGUCCAACGACAUUUAUGGAGAUCAAAGUCAGCUGGCUCUUACUUUGAAACCGCUGGAGCGACUACGAAAUAUCCAGCGAAUCACCAUCCGUGCUGCCGAGUUUGACGAAAUUCCUAGAAAUUCAUUGAAUGACGAGGAGGAGCUCGCGGAUGCGUUUACGCCUAUCUUGCCCGAUCCGGUUGAUGAAGUGAGAUUGGUAACUCUGAUUGAAGGUAACUCAGAUGUCGAGAUUAUCGAAGAGAUGUACAAGAAUCUUCUUGCUUACGUACGAAACUUCGAACGCAUUGAAGAGUUCAAGCUGGAUAUGGGAAAGCUGAAUUUGGAAAAUCUAGACCGGAUGACCGAACAACCUAUCUACCACACAUUAGGAGUCGAAAGCAGUAGCUUUGAUAUAUUUGAGACGAGCAUUGGCGUUUAUACGUUGAGCAAUCCUUUCAUAUCCAGCGCGCAUCCUGUGGAGAGCACAUUGCACGCAGCCAAGAUCGCCACCAAGGAGGACAACACGGAAGUAUUCAAACUUCACCGUUCAACGUUAAUUCGGUACUUGGAGCCUCAAUACAAGGCUAUUGAAGCGGCCUCAAAAGACUUGGUUGAUUUUAUCAAAAAUGAAAAGAAAACCGAGGGAUUCUUUGAGCCCGGAAAAUAUAGUCGUUCUCAUUGCGUGGCUAUCGCUAAUGAAGCCAUGGUCUUGCUUGAGGAUUAUGCGUCGAGCUUUGCACGAAGACUGGAACGAAAAACAAGACUUGCUAUCCGUAUGCAAAAGCUUCUAUUACAAUCCCGAUAUGAUGCUCUUCCACGAGAACAGUUGUUGAGGCACUGUGAGAUGGCGUAUGAAAAGCAAUGGUGGAAUCACUUUGUGAAUAAUUACAGAAAGGCUGUUAAUGAUAUGGAUACCCAGUAUCUUGCAAUCAGAGAGGCACGGAAGAAGCUCUAUGCGUGGGACUUGCAGUCAACUGUCCGCGAAACAGCUUUUAUGCCAAUGGUUCUUGAUGAGAUGAUCAAUUGGGAGACAUAUGAGCCAGACAUGAGGGUCAAUGAAGAGUGGAUUGAAUACCGCUCUUAUGCGCACAAUGAGUCUCUGGAACACGAAAAUGGUCACGAGAGCGACCGUGGCGACGGCGGAUGGGGUUCUAUGGAGUAG